UUCACUUUACCCUUACAAGAAAACCGGCCACCCUCUCCAUCUCCGGCGAGUCUUCUUUCUCUGAAAUUUGAUGGAGGCGAAGGUGCCAUUUUUCUCCUUUGAAAUUGUACGAACGCACUCGAUGUGUGAUAGAGUCUUUUGGUCGCAUUGUGGUAGUCUGGGCUACACAAUCUCCACGUUUAUAGUUUUUUCAGUGCCCUGGUUGGGCGAUUAUAUGGAAACAACUAUUGAGGUCACUCCAUUGGCGGUUUUCGUGAUGUCAGUGAUGUGCCUGUCCGUCAUAUUGGUUAUGUUUUUCUAUUGUUAUCUUGCUAUGGUAUCUCGAUACUUGCCCUGUAAACCAGUGGGACGUUGCACAAGACAUGGUUUGGAGUUGUUUGCCUUGUCUUUUGCUGUAAUAUUGCAGUGCUUUUGGGGGUUUACAGACACCAAUCUCGAAGUCUUCUCAGGGUUUAUUAUGCAAAUUCAUACCUGGUAUCAACUCCGACGGAAUCCUCCUGAUCUUGGCUAUUUGGAUUUGUUCUUGGAUCUACUUAUGCAAGUGGCAGUUUUUGCAUGUGGGGAUAACAAGUAUGCUCUUGUUGCUACAUUUGUUGCAUCCCUGUUCAUUAUCAGUUAUAGAUUUUAUUACUAUUCAUGCCCGGAGACUUCUGAUUUGCCUGUUGGCAACAUUCAAAAGUUGGGUACAGAGAAAGCAUGUUGAUUUAUCUUACUGUAAUAUAUUACUGUAAUAUAUGUGAUUGAUCAUU
Molecule: messenger RNA, 749 nt
Organism: Rubroshorea leprosula
Lineage: Eukaryota; Viridiplantae; Streptophyta; Magnoliopsida; Malvales; Dipterocarpaceae
Source: the annotation of a GenBank genome assembly